CAUGCACUUCUUAACCACUCCUAGCAACCCCCACUCAAUUAUUAGCCUUCAUCGUCAUCAUCAUCAGCAUAACAAGAAGUUUCACUCAUUACUCAUCAAUAUCCAAACAUACCAUUUUCUUGGACAACCCUCAAAACUGAAUCAUGGGAAACUGCAUUGAAACAUGUUGCAAGAACAGCCCAGAAGGAGAGAUGAUGAUGAAUCAACAACAAGAAGAAGAAAACCCAAAAAAUGGGAGCAUGAUGAGAGUUAAGGUUGUCCUAACAAAGGAGGAACUGGAGUGGCUCAUGUCUCAGCUGAAGAACACAGAGGAAACAAGAAGGCUUGAAGAUGUGUUGGGAGACAUAAAGAGAAGCAGAGAGAAGAUCAGUAGUACUACUGUUGCUUGGAAACCAUCUUUGGAUAGUAUAGUUGAGAGCCCUGAAGUCCCUGAGGGAAUGGACAGAUCAUGAGCCCUUUUGGCCCCUUUUUUUUCCGGGAGCAGAAAAGUUUGGAGGGUUUCGACUCCAAUUACCGUUACGAGUCAAGACAUGUUCUUGACUGCUGGGAUGCUUACAAAUUACCCAUCAAUGCUGGUCUGUUGUGCCCUUAAUCUUUUGUUCCUUGUUUGUUUGGACUCAUUUUGUUUUGGCUCUUGUUGUCAUAAUGUAGCAAGAAGUUGAUGUGGGCACUUGCAUAUGUAAGAGGAGGGGUUAUGUUUGUAAAUGAUGAUUGCAUAACUCUUGCUUUAGGAUCAAUGUGGGAUUUUCUUGUUUUGGUUCUUGAUGUCCUUAAUUAAUGUCCUAAUUCUCUA
This is a messenger RNA of Sesamum indicum (sesame), 793 nucleotides long. RefSeq lists its product as uncharacterized. The record is from RefSeq and is a predicted model, not a curated record. Lineage: Eukaryota; Viridiplantae; Streptophyta; Magnoliopsida; Lamiales; Pedaliaceae.